CCAAGUUUACAAGUCAUUUGCGGCUUUGUUCCAGAACCGAAAUGCUCAAGACUGAAUUUAUUAAACUUAUUGUCUUUUUGGGCACUUUAAUAAUUUUCUGCUUUGGAUAUGGAAAAGCCAUUCAAAGGAAAUCCUAUGCCGCUUCCUCAGUAGAGCUGUUGCAGCUCCUGGAAGUUGAAGAUAAGCUGGUCGAAAACCUUAAUGACUAUGUGAAGAAACUAAAGAGAAAACUCAACUUAUUGGACAAGUCCCUAUUAAUUAUGAAAGCUGAGCAGAACCAGAUGAGGGAUGACUAUGAAGCGUACUUAGGAAAUCCUUUGAACAGCUUUCGGCUGAUACAUCGUCUACAUUCGGAUUGGAGCAAAUGGCAUCAUUAUGCAUCGAAAAUUAAUAAGGAUGAGUUAGGACACAUUGAAAAGGCCAAUCAGAUGCGCAAGAGGCUACCCACCGCUCAUGAUUUGGAACAAUCGUGUCGGGGUAUUGAUGGCCUAAUCUCUUUUUACGGUCUAAGGCCGGAAGAUCUGGCAGCUGGUAAUCUAGCAGGAUACCCAAAUCCAGAAACAGCACUGUCAGCGCAGGAUUGCUUUGCAUUGGGAGAGUUCUCCCUAAGGAAUAGGAAAGAAGACCGGGCGGAAAUCUGGUUCAACCUCACCUUGGCCCAAUUUAGUAAGGACAAUCUUCUAUACAAGGUCAACAGAUUCAGCAGGUUCACCGUCCACAAUACGUGGGCUGCUCUUUUGGUGAAGAACCAAGCUCUUUCUGAUGAUUAUCAAUUUGAAAAACUACCAAAAGAAUCGGAGAAAAACCAACUUUAUCAAUGGAUUAAUGAGGAGAUAUUGACUAAGCGGAACUGCCGUGCAAUCUUCCGCCAACAAAGCCGGCUCCACUGCCGCUACAACAGCUCCACGACUCCCUUCACGCGAAUCGCCCCUCUGAAAAUGGAGGAGCUGAGCAGCGAUCCUUACAUGGUGAUUUAUCACGAUGUGAUCUACGACCGCGAAAUCAAUUGGCUGCUGGACACUGCCAAACUCUCUCUAUCCCUAGUGGAUGCGGGUACCAUGUCAGAAUUUCGAGCCUCGAAGGACGCGAACAUCAUAUUGUCGCAAGGAAAAGUAGUAAGGACACUUGACGAACGGGUAACCGACAUGACUGGGCUCAGCAUGGAACUGAGCGACGAGUUCUCGCUAAUCAACUACGGAUUGGGUGGUCAUUAUGUGCUUCACACCGACUACCACAAUUACUAUAAUCAGGUUCGAUAUAUUGAUACUGGGAAGCUCAUUACUCAUUUUGUUAAACCUUUGCAGACGCGAUGGGCAAGGGGGGAUCGCUUAGCCACACUAUUGUUUUACCUGGGAGAUGUAGACUCUGGUGGGGCCACGAUCUUUCCCAUGAUCAACGUAUCCGUUACGCCCAAGAGGGGAUCGGCCGUCUUCUGGCACAACCUUCACAACUCCGGCGAUAUGAAUAUUAAGGCGACGCACUCGGGUUGUCCCGUGAUAGUUGGUUCCAAAUACGUCCUUACCAAGUGGAUAAACGAGCUGCCGCAAGUGUUUUUAACUCCAUGUAUGAAAAGGUGAAACCAUAUUCCGACUGAAAGUAUUACAAUAUAGACAGCUGAACGUAACACUUAAAAAA
Messenger RNA from Drosophila biarmipes, 1635 nucleotides. RefSeq names its product prolyl 4-hydroxylase subunit alpha-1-like. Bases 42 to 1577 code for a protein of 511 amino acids. Gene Ontology annotation, cellular component: endoplasmic reticulum. The transcript is spliced from 6 exons. Gene Ontology annotation, molecular function: protein binding; procollagen-proline 4-dioxygenase activity; L-ascorbic acid binding. The record is from RefSeq and is a predicted model, not a curated record. NCBI's taxonomy places the organism in Eukaryota, Metazoa, Arthropoda, Insecta, Diptera, Drosophilidae. Gene Ontology annotation, biological process: peptidyl-proline hydroxylation to 4-hydroxy-L-proline.